AUGGCAAACCAGAAAGCUGAGGAUGAAAUAAAAGAAGAUAGGGUUCACCUGAGACGCAGCAUUAAUCUGGUGUCCGCGGUCUCCUUUAUUAUAGGCAACAUGGUGGGCAGUGGGAUCUUCAUCGCACCCAAAGGAGUGCACAUGAAUACGGGCAGUGUGGGACUCUCUCUGAUCGUCUGGCUGCUCUGUGGUCUCCUCUCUACAUUGGGUGCUUUGUGUUAUGCUGAGUUGGGUACAAGUUUCAAAAAGUCUGGCGGCCAUUACACAUAUUUACUUGAGACCCUUGGGCCACUUCCUGCAUUCCUGAGGCUUUGGUCCGAGUACGUUUUCAUGAGACCUGCAGUGACCGCAUAUGUUUCACUGGCUUUUGGACAUUAUGUCAUAGAACCCUUUUUCACGCCAUGCCCAGCUCCUCUACCACUAAUUAAACUGACUAGUUUUCUUGGAGUGACAUUUUUGAUGGCGAUGAACUGCUGGAGUGUAUCACUGUCCAUUCGUACACAGGUCUUUCUCUUGAUUAUUAAACUCUUUGCUUUGGUUCUGAUCAUUGUCCCAGGAAUUACGGCCCUGGCCAAAGGGCGAACUGAAAACUUCGAGAAUGCAUUUAAUUCUGAGACGCUGACAUUAUCCAAGCUGCCUUUAGCUUUCUACUCAGGUCUUUAUGCCUUCUCUGGAUGGUUUGUAUUAAAUUUUGUGACAGAGGAGGUUAUCAAUCCCAAAAAAAACAUUCCACUGGCCAUCAUUUUGUCCAUGAUCACAGUUAUUAUAUUAUACCUAAUGGUGAACGUGGCUUAUUAUACCAUGAUGACUGAGGACGAGCUGCUGAUAUCCAACGCCGUAGCAGUGACUUUUGCCAGCAAAGUUCUGCCCAUAAUGGCAUCACUGGUGCCCUUACUGGUGGCCAUGUCCUGUUUUGGAACCAUGAACAGUGGCAUCAUUUCAACACCUAGGAUGUUGUUUGUGGGAGCCAGGGAGGGUCAAUGGCCAGCUAUGUUUUCUAUGAUACACAUCCGAAGAAAUACACCAAUGCCUGCUCACUAA
This is a messenger RNA of Clarias gariepinus (North African catfish), 1041 nucleotides long. RefSeq names its product cystine/glutamate transporter-like. The record is from RefSeq and is a predicted model, not a curated record. The transcript is spliced from 10 exons. Bases 1 to 1041 code for a protein of 346 amino acids. Gene Ontology annotation, biological process: amino acid transmembrane transport. Gene Ontology annotation, cellular component: membrane. Gene Ontology annotation, molecular function: L-amino acid transmembrane transporter activity. Lineage: Eukaryota; Metazoa; Chordata; Actinopteri; Siluriformes; Clariidae.